ACCAGUUAUGAAUACACCCACACACGCAAUAUCAAUCAUGCAGACUGUUAUUCUCCUCGCGCUCCCACGCUUUGCGCUGACGGGGUUUCUCACGCCUACGAUUCACCGCCUCUCCUGAACCUCCAAACUCUGCUUAUUUUCUAUCAUCCUACUCCUCAUAUGGCCAUUUACAAAAGCAAUCUCAUGAUGGAGAAGCAAGCUCUGACUCUGAAAGAGUCAGAGUCCGAGGAUCAAUGUCCUUGGUCACUAUGGAGCCGAGCAAUAGGUGAAGAGAAUACCACCGAGAAUCGUUGUCCAGGUCAAAAUAUCACCCAUCCUAAAUGCUUAGGCAAAUGCGAAAGAUACGACAACUACAUCGCUGUGUACGCAUACCACGGAAUCGGGCCCACCCGGCAAGAUAAGCCGAUAUUGACCGACAAGAUAGAAUCAAAGUUCUAUGAAGCCAUCUUCGAAGAUGGCUGGGACGGCUUAACGGAAUCUUCUUCCUUGCCCCUUUCUCCGAAGAGGGUGGCUAAGGAAGUUGGUCCCUGCGUUGGAGUUUGGAACCAAGACUUGAUUCCAAAGUCUCUAAAGAGAACCUCAGAUGGCGAGAUGAAGCCUCCAUCACCAGUACGCCGCAACGGCGCCGCUGCUUACUUCUCUGGAGCUCUUCACGACGAAAGAGUGUAAAUUCUCUUCCAAGUCCGGGACUCGCAGUCAAAGCUGUCGUCGAUCAAGAACGUAGAUAUCGAUCCGAAAAUCGGCGAUAUCUACGAGGCUCGAGGGAUCGUCUGCGCGAACCACGACGCCGUUGAGACUCGGCGAGUCUCGGACUUCAAUAAGAGUUAUUCGUGAGAGAGAUUACCCGUCAAAAGAUCAUCAAAUGGAAGAACACAGGGACGAAUGGAGAGAUGGUGGCAAAGGAAGAGGAAGACCAGUUAACUGGCUUCCUGGAGAUGGAUUUGUUCGAAGAUGCAUUCGCUCGAGCCGAUAAGAGCCGGAAUGGUCACAGUCGGAAGCCAAAGCGUGGGAGCGCGAGGAGAAUAAUAGUCUACAUGCUUGCAAACCUAUUCAUUAAGCAUUCCUUUUAUCCCUAGGAAGCAGUAAUAUAAGGCUUAUCUUGGUGCUUCCCUGGUGGCUGUCAGGAGAACUAUGCAUAAUUACCCCCGAG
Fusarium redolens is the source of this 1150-nucleotide messenger RNA. RefSeq lists its product as uncharacterized. Bases 160 to 669 code for a protein of 169 amino acids. The transcript is spliced from 2 exons. The record is from RefSeq and is a predicted model, not a curated record. NCBI's taxonomy places the organism in Eukaryota, Fungi, Ascomycota, Sordariomycetes, Hypocreales, Nectriaceae.